AUGAUCAAAUUUGCACGUUCUCGAAUUCAUGGAUGGGGGUUGUUCUCUUUGGAAGCUAUAGCUCCCGAUGAAAUGAUCGUCGAGUAUAUUGGUGAAAAAAUUCGACCAGAAGUUGCAAAUGUGCGCGAAUUGGCUUAUGAAAAACAAGGAAUUGGUUCUUCCUAUUUAUUUAGAAUUGAUGAAAAUGUUGUAAUUGAUGCCACCAAAAAAGGCAAUUUUGCUCGGUUUAUUAACCAUUCGUGCCAGCCAAAUUGUUAUGCAAAAGUUUUGACUGUUCAAGGUGAAAAGAGGAUUGUAAUUUACAGCAAGCGAUUUAUUCAAAAGGGAGAAGAGAUUACGUAUGACUACAAAUUUCCUCUUGAAGAUGUAAAAAUUCCUUGCCUUUGUGGUGCUUCUCAAUGUCGUGGAUACCUCAAUUAA
Messenger RNA from Meloidogyne enterolobii, 420 nucleotides. Lineage: Eukaryota; Metazoa; Nematoda; Chromadorea; Rhabditida; Meloidogynidae. The record is from the annotation of a GenBank genome assembly.